Molecule: messenger RNA, 1871 nt
Organism: Otolemur garnettii (small-eared galago)
Lineage: Eukaryota; Metazoa; Chordata; Mammalia; Primates; Galagidae
Gene: SELE
Product: selectin E
Exons: 13
Coding region: 1-1836 (611 amino acids)
Biological process (GO): leukocyte tethering or rolling; response to cytokine; heterophilic cell-cell adhesion
Cellular component (GO): external side of plasma membrane; membrane
Molecular function (GO): oligosaccharide binding; sialic acid binding
Source: RefSeq, a predicted model, not a curated record
AUGAUUGCAUCCCAGUUUCUCUCUGCUCUCAUUUGUGUGCUUCUCAUUAAAGAGAGUGGAGCCUGGUCUUACAACGCCUCCACGGAAAACAUGACUUACGAUGAGGCCAGUGCGUACUGUCAGCAGAAGUACACACACUUGGUCGCGAUUCAAAACAAAGACGAGAUCGCCCACCUGAACUCCAUAUUGAGCUACUCACCAAGUUACUACUGGAUCGGAAUCAGAAAAGUCAAUAACGUGUGGAUCUGGGUGGGAACCCAGAAACCUCUGACGGAAGAAGCCAAGAACUGGGCUCCAGGUGAACCCAACAAUAAGCAGAACAAUGAGGACUGCGUGGAAAUCUACAUCAAGAGAGACAAAGACACCGGCAUGUGGAAUGACGAGAGAUGCAGCAAGAAGAAGCUGGCUCUGUGCUACACAGCUGCCUGCACCGAUACCUCCUGCAGCGGCCAUGGUGAGUGCAUGGAGACCAUCAAUAACUACACCUGCAAAUGCCACCCCGGCUUCAGCGGACUCAAGUGUGAGCAAGUUGUGACUUGUGAAGCUCAGAGAGACCCUGAGCACGGACGCCUGGUUUGUAGCCACCCAUUUGGGAACUUCAGCUACAAUUCUUCUUGCCGGGUCAGCUGUGAAAGGGGCUACCUGCCGAGCAGCGCGGAGCCCACGCAGUGCACGUCCUCCGGGGAAUGGACUCAUCCUCCCCCAGUCUGCAGGGUGGUCGAGUGUGAUGCUUUGACAAAGCCUGACAGUGGGGUCAUGGACUGCUUGCCCGGUCUGGACAGCUUGCCUUGGAACACAACCUGUACAUUUGGCUGUGAGGAAGGAUUUGAACUCAUGGGCGCCCGGAGCCUUCAGUGUACCUCAUCUGGGACCUGGGACAACGAGAGGCCCACGUGUAAAGCUGUGACGUGCAGCGCCCUCCACCAGCUUCAGAAUGGCUCUGUGAACUGCAGCUCUUCCAGCGCAGGGAAGUUUGCCUUCAAGUCAUCCUGCGACUUUACCUGUGACGAAGGCUUCACGCUGCAGGGGCCGGCCCAGAUUGAAUGCACAGCGCAAGGGCAUUGGACGCAGCAAGCCCCCGUUUGUGAAGCUCUCCAGUGCAGACCCUUGUCUAGCCCAGACAGAGGCUACAUGAAUUGUCUUCCCCGUGCUUCUGGAAGUUUCCAAAGCGGAUCCAGCUGCGAGUUUUCCUGUGGGCAGGGAUUUGUGUUGAAAGGAUCCAAAAGGCUCCAGUGUGGCCCCACAGGCGAGUGGGACAGUGAGAAACCCACUUGCGAAGCUGUGAAAUGUGAGGCUGUCCACUCACCCCCACGGGGCCGGGUGAGGUAUACCCAUUCCCCUACUGGUGAAUUCACCUACAAGUCCAUCUGUGCCUUCAGCUGUGAUGAAGGCUUUGAAUUACAUGGAUCAGCUCAACUUGAAUGCACCUCUCAGGGACAGUGGACAGAGGAGGUCCCCUCCUGCCAAGUGGUUCAAUGUUCAAGCCUGGCAGUUCUUGGAAAGGUCAAUAUGAGCUGCAGUGGGGAGCCUGUGUUUGGCACCGUGUGCAAAUUUGCAUGUCCUGAAGGGUGGACCCUCAACGGCUCUGCGGCUCUGACGUGUGGCGCCACAGGACACUGGUCUGGGGUGCUGCCUACCUGUGAAGCUUCCCCUGAGUCCAACAAUCCCUUGAUAAUUGGACUUUCUGUUACUGGAGCAUCCAUCAUGACACUGACAUCAUUUCUCCUCUUGCUUCUGAAAUACUUGCGGAAGAAAGUCAAGAAAUUUGUUCCUUCAAGCAGCUGCCAAAGUCUUGAAUCAGAUGGAAGCUACCAGACGCCUUCUGACCUCAUUUAAGUUCAAGAGAAUCAGGAACACAAGUGCAUCCAGAC